Molecule: messenger RNA, 531 nt
Organism: Gossypium raimondii (Peruvian cotton)
Lineage: Eukaryota; Viridiplantae; Streptophyta; Magnoliopsida; Malvales; Malvaceae
Exons: 2
Coding region: 1-531 (176 amino acids)
Molecular function (GO): nucleic acid binding
Source: RefSeq, a predicted model, not a curated record
AUGAUCAAGAGAUGCGUGGCAGAAGAUGAAAUACCAAAGAUUUUAUACCACUAUCACUCAGCUCCAAGUGGGGGACACUUUGGAGGUACACGUACAGCGGGCCAAGUAUUGCAAGCUGGAUUCUUUUGUCCAACACUAUUCAAGGAUGCAUAUGAUUACAUGAAGAGUUGUGGUCAAUGUCAAAGGGUUGGAAAUGUCACCAACAGAAGUGAGAUGCCCCGAACAAACAUUAUUGAGGUAGAGUUGUUCGAUGUAUGGGACAAGCACGGAAUGAAACACAAAGUUGCAACAGCUUACCAUCCGCAGACAAAUAAGCAAGCUGAACUGGGAAAUAAGGAGAUCAAAGGCAAACUUGAGAAGGUAGUAUACCCGAACCGACGAGAUUGGUCCACAGGAUUAGAUGAUGCUUUAUGGUCUUACAGAACAACAUACAAGACACCAUUAGGGAUUUCACCCUAUAGGUUGGUCUUUGGGAAAGCCUACCAUCUACCAUUGGAGUUAGAGCACAAAGCUUACUGGGCUCUUCAAUAG